This is a messenger RNA of Ylistrum balloti, 1833 nucleotides long. RefSeq names its product high affinity choline transporter 1-like. Gene Ontology annotation, molecular function: choline:sodium symporter activity. NCBI's taxonomy places the organism in Eukaryota, Metazoa, Mollusca, Bivalvia, Pectinida, Pectinidae. The transcript is spliced from 9 exons. Gene Ontology annotation, cellular component: plasma membrane. Bases 1 to 1833 code for a protein of 610 amino acids. Gene Ontology annotation, biological process: choline transport; transmembrane transport; acetylcholine biosynthetic process. The record is from RefSeq and is a predicted model, not a curated record.
AUGUCAUUAAAUGUUCCUGGCUUGGUCGUUCUCCUAGUUUUCUACAUAAUCAUACUGGUAGUAGGAAUUUAUGCUGCCAGGAGAAGGAAGCAGACAAAUGGAGAACCUGAUACACUGGAAUCCUCCAUAGUAGCAGGGCGCAGUAUAGGAUCUGUGGUUGGGGUUUUUACAAUGACAGCUACUACUGUGGGAGGAGGCUACAUAAAUGGAACAGCUGAAUCCAUAGCAACCGGAGGUCUUGUUUGGACCCUUGCUCCAUUUGGAAUAUUUUUGGGACUGAGUAUUGGUGGUAUGACCUUUGCCAAAAGAAUGCGAGAUCAAAGCUACUUGACAAUGCUUGAUCCAUUCCAGGAAGUCUAUGGCAGCCAAGUGGUAUUUUUGGUCUACCUAGCCUCUAUAUGGGGCGACCUGUUCUGGACAGCAUCAAUACUUUCAGCUCUAGGUACAAGUCUAAGUGUUAUUUUGGAUUGGAGCCGUACAAUUGCCAUAGCAACAUCAGCGUCUAUCACAGUGGUGUACACCAUGAUUGGUCAGAUGAUAUCUGUGGCAUACACAGAUGUUGUACAGCUUAUACUCAUCACUGGGGGACUGGUACUUUGUGUUCCGUUUGUGCUGGCCAAUGAAAACGUUGGAAAUAUUGGUAAUACUACUAGUGACUGGAUUGGUCAGUUUGAUACCAGUUCGACAAACCUGUGGAUAGACCUGUUUAUUGCCAUGACGUUUGGAACUAUUCCCUGGCAGGCUUAUUUCCAGCGAGUGUUGUCAGUUCAGGGUGGAAAAGAAGCUCAGAUACUGUCAGUGGUGGGCGGGGCUAGUGCUCUUGUACUUUUCCUUCCCUCUCUCCUGAUAGGUGCAGCAGCUGUCAGUGCAGAUUGGACCAACACAACACUUGGCGUGUCACCAAUGGCAGUUAAUAAAGCAGAUAUGGUUUUGCCGUAUGUACUAAAGGAGUUUACUCCUGUACCUGUGGCUGUGAUAGGUCUGGGUGCCAUCAGUGCUGCUGUCAUGUCCUCCAUGGACAGCUCUGUCCUCGCAUCAAGCUCAAUGUUCACCAAAAAUGUCUACAAACAACUUUUGCGACCUAAGGCUUCAAACACAGAGUUGAUCUGGAUCCAACGCAUGGCUAUCCUUACCAUUGGCAGUACAUCAGCAGUUGUCUCCCUUCUUGUGCCGGGUGUGUACGGGCUCUUUAUUUUGGCAGCAGAUGUUGUCUUUGUGAUCGUCCUUCCUCAGUUAAUCUGUGCCGUGUUUCUGAAAUGGACCAAUAGAUACGGAGCUGUUACAGGCUACUUUACUGGGACCUUGCUUCGUCUUGGUGCCGGAGAAUCAAGUAUUGAUCUGGAACCUUUCAUAUUCUAUCCUGCAUAUGAAGAUUUAGUGGGACAGAAUUUCCCAUUCAGGACAUUUGCAAUGGUUACAUCACUUUUAGUCAUUGUUAUCGUCUCAGUUCUGACAAAUGAACUCGGCCUUCCCCACACAAAAUCUGCGAAUGCUUACACAUUACAUUCACGAGAUAUCAGUUCAGAAUAUGGACAAGAAAGUCAUUUAAACAUGUCAUGUACGAAAUUAGACCAGCAGAAUCGACACAAUGGAUUUACAAACUUUGAUUGUCAUGCUGUUACGGACAGUAACGAAUAUAAAGAUGAUUUUACGAACUGUAACUUUGAGAGUAAUGUGAAUUCCAUUACAGAUACAAUUGAAAUAAAGGAUGAUGAAUUUACGAACUGCAAGCAAAGUAGAAAACGAAUAUCUGGAAUAAAUUCGUGUGGAGUUGUGAAAGACAGAGACCAACAGCAUCAGGAAUUGGUUCAUUUAAACUCUGCCCUCACUUAA